This is a messenger RNA of Drosophila simulans, 467 nucleotides long. RefSeq names its product calphotin-like. The record is from RefSeq and is a predicted model, not a curated record. NCBI's taxonomy places the organism in Eukaryota, Metazoa, Arthropoda, Insecta, Diptera, Drosophilidae. The transcript is spliced from 2 exons. Bases 84 to 452 code for a protein of 122 amino acids.
GUAUAAAUAGUGGUAUGGAAUGUGUUGGACAGCAUCAGACAAGUUCAAGUUUUCGAACCUAAAGCACCAGAUCCAUAAUCAAAAUGUUCAAAUCCGCCGUCGUCGUUCUCGCUCUCGUCGCCUGCGCUGCUGCCAAGCCUGGACUCCUGGGUGCUCCCCUGGCAUACACUGCUCCUUUGGCUUACUCUGCUCCUCUGGCCUACUCUGCUCCUGCUGCCGUGCUAGCUGCUCCCGCUCCAGUUGUGACCGCCACCAGUAGCCAGGUGAUCGCCAGGAACUAUAAUGGAAUCGCCGCUGCUCCUGUGAUUGCUCCCGUUGCUGCUCCUCUGGCUGCUCCAGUAGUGGCCAAGUACGCGGCCGCUCCUCUGGCUGCACCUCUGGCCUACUCCUCGCCAUUGGCUUACUCCGCACCACUGAGCUACGCCGCUGCUCCUGCACCAUUUCUCAUCUAAAUGUUUACGCUGUGA